Messenger RNA from Amoebophrya sp. A120, 8881 nucleotides. The record is from the annotation of a GenBank genome assembly. NCBI's taxonomy places the organism in Eukaryota, Dinophyceae, Syndiniales, Amoebophryaceae.
ACAAGGGCCGAACAUGGGCCCCAACGGGAUGGGUGGAGGCAUGGAUCCUAACGCGAUGGGAGGCAUGGAUCCCAACGCGAUGGGAGGCCCACCUGGUGGGGGCCCCCCGGACAUGGCAAACAUGGACUUUGACGAAAUGGACCCCGACGAAAUGAUGGCGUUGGAGUUUGACUCCACAAACGUGCAGAGCGCUGGCUUCAAGCCUCCGCCGGGAAUGGAGAACGAAGUGGAUGGGGCUAGCUUUAACAUGAACGCGGAAGGCGAGAUGGUGAUGACCACGGCGUCCGGCGUAUCAAAAUGAAAAAUCCCCCCUCCCCAUAUCAAAACGAAGUUUGUGAUGCUGGAUUUGCGUACACAAAUGAGAUUUGUUUUGCUGGAGAGGAAUGCAGGCCUAUAUCAAGCCUGAGUAGAGAGGUUUUGGCCUAGUCGCUUAGCAUGAGAAACGUCUGCGCUGUAGGCCUACUAGCGACACAAACUGCCUGCAUCAUGCGGCGGAGCCUGUGGAAUUGCCUUCUUGCAUGACAGAGAUGAUUUGUGGUCGCAAAUCAGCAUUGCAAAUUUUCUGCGGCGUACCUUUUCGAUAUGGGGAGGGGGGAUUUUUCACUCUGAUACGGCGAAGAGGUGAUCAUGGAUGCGCCCAUGGGCCCCUCCGAGGCGGCUAUCGCCGUGGCGCCCUUCGUAUGCAUUGCAAAAGUUGUAACUCGUACGACUACUAGUACUAAUUGCAUUCAUGCCUGACAGAUCUGGUUGCCCCUUACCCAAUUCAGCAUUACUGUUCCUUCGAAAUAAAAACUUGUAAAUCUAAAUGCGAUUUAUAAAUUAUAAAUCGCAUUUAGAUUUACAAGUUUUUAUUUCGAAGGAACAGUAAAAUACUAGUUGUGCGAUACAAGUUUUGCAAUGCAUAGUUCGCGAGCGACGGGGUGGCCAACUUCUUCAAGUUUUUCAACCCGACCACCUCCGGUCGGUACCCGUUCGGGGAGAACGAGGAUCCGACCACCAAGUACACGAUUUUCGUGGACGCGGAAUCCCGGUCCGUCAACGACACCACUACCGGCUUCGUCCCGAAAUGCAAGUAUGGCAGCGAGUUCUGGGUGAAACUGGGCCCCGGGGACCGGACGGGCGGCGCCGGAUGGACCGCGGGAACCAGGACCCCGCAUUUGGGGGGCAAUGAUUUUGUCAAGCUUGUGCGUGUGGACGGGGUGGACUGGAGCUGCAUUUCCAGCUACACCGACGCAGUUCCAGAAGAAGUUCUCGCGCUCGACAUCGUCAUGGCCCUGGAGGCGACCUCGGGAGCGGUGCCUCCGGUGACCACCGGGAGCAAGGUGCAGGUGGAAGUGAUCAACAAGUCUGGCUCCACGGAAAUUCACGAGAUCAUCAUCGGCGGCAACCAGGGCGUGAAAAACUACAACCAGUUGCGCAUGGUCAUCGAGAAGAAGCAAGAGAUGGUGUGGGACGGCCUGAUGGGUGACAUGAUGGAGGACAUGUUUAUGUCUGACCUCGGCAUCGAUCCGAUGGCCAUGGGAGCAGACCCAAUGAUGGCAGCAGACCCGGGCAUGUAUGCACUGCAAAAGUAUCGUACUAGUACAAAUCGCAAUACAAAUUGGUUCAGCAUUACAAAUUAAAUUUGUAAUGCGGAUUUACCUAACCAACUAGAUUUGUAAUGCAUAACUGCGAUUACUACGAGUACGAUACUUUUGCACAGGAUAGCAUGGCAUCGGCGGCGAUGUAUGGGGCCGCCGGUGCUGAUCCUUCGGCCAAGUCCACCCCCAAGAAGGCGAAGUCCUGCUUUCGCGGCUCGGUGAUGGCGCAGGUGGUGAAGCCCAAGUGCUUCCCGACCUGCGCGCGCACCGGCGUGACGCGCGCAGCCAACACCGAGGAGGCCACCGCAAUCGCGGCCCUGAAGGGGGACGAGAUUCCGUUUGUGUUGCUGAAGAAGCGAUACAAUCUGAAGACGCUGAAGGAGGACAGCUCCUUCGCGGCCUCGCUGCCGGCGGCGUUCAAGGAGGGAACGUGCACGGCGCGCGUGGGCGGGCUCGUGGACGCCAACGGCGGAGCCAUCUUCCGCGAGAAGGUCUCCGUGCCCUUCAAACCGCCGUCCUGCGACUUUCUCACGAUGAACGGCACGCGCACGGACCUGGAAAACAUGCUGACUCAGAUGCAGUCGAAGGUGAUGGAGGUGAACGUGAACGCCCUGGCGCGGUACGAGGGCACGGACACCUGGUCCAACUGCCAGGCGCUGCUGAACAUGGGGCUGAAGGACGCGGUCGAGACCAUCACCGUGAAGUCCGUGGGGUGCCCGCACACACCGCCGUCCUGCGCAGGCGAGACCGAGUUUGAGAUUUGCACGCGGGAGGCGAACAAGAAUCAUCCGUGGUGCAAGGACCCCUGUUGCAACAUUGACAUGCAGAAGACCAAGUGCUGCGCGGAACGGGACGUGCAGAAGAAUGUGAAGUCGUCCGAGGUGAACCCCAUGGCCUUCGGGUUCUCCUGCCCCUUCGGCGGAGCCGACUCCAUUGACGGCAUCGAGAUUGCCAAAGCCACGCAGCGCGUGCUGAACAAUCCGCAGACCUGUUUUGGCAAGGAAUCCGCGUCCAAAAAAGCCAAGCUGAAGGCAUUGAAGGACGCCGCUGAGUGCUGUUAUGCGGCGGUGUUCGGAAACGAUCCCUCCGAGGAAAUGUUCGCAGCUGGUACUUACCUACUGCUAGCUUACAUCAAAUUCAAAACCAAUGCAAAUGAUUAAAGAAACGCUGUUCAUCUGCUUUCCUGUAGGUACAGCAUACUACAUGCAUCUUCUGGAUCUACUACUUCUUGUCAGACGCGGAGAGCACUCCAAGUCUCGAAGCAGCAUGGAGAAACCGAAUGAAUAUUGGUUGAAGAAAGUCCACAAACCGCAUGCUGCACAUAACCAAUACCAAAGGCAAAGGAGAUGGAGAUGUACUAAAAUAAAGAGGGAGAAACAGUUAUCGGUCCGAAUUUCAAAUUCAAUACAGGUGGCGGUAGUGGCGACAGCAAGAAGAAGAACAGCAUUCAAACCUGCAGCUCCGACCUUGAUUGCUACAGUGGUACGUGCAUCAAGGUGAAGUCCUCGUCAUCCGGAGGCGGCGGCGGUGGUGCGGCCGCGGGCGGCGGGUCGUCCGGCGGCGGCUCGGGUGGCAGCAGUGGCACCGACGCGACGCCGCCGAAGGCGUUCAAGCACUGCUUUACGACGGGCUCCGCGACGAACAAGGGGCCUUUCACCACGAAGGGCAAGUCCUACACCUGCGCGCUGGCUCCCAUGGCCACCGCCGGCACGGCCCUCGCCCAAUGCCUGAAGGACCGCUUCGACAAGGACGCGGCCGGCCUCGCGACCGCGUGGGCGAUCGUGUCCGACUUGUACGGACAGGGCGGGGACGCCAACGCGGACGUGUCCACCAUUGGCGCGCAGCUCGUCAGUGCGGACACGUUCCAAAGCUGCGAGGGCGAGACGGGGUGGAUGUACAACGCCGACGACUUCUUUGUGCGCGAGGUGCUGAAGACCUGCUCGGACGAGUCGGACUGCGCUGCCAAGUGCGUGUCUGAGACCAAGUGCAACUGGGCACCCAUGGGAACGAAACUUACCAACGACGAGUGCCUGAACAUGUUUCCGUCGCAGACAUCCUUCUGCAAGGACCCCGAUGGAGCACGAUGGGGUAAGGAUCUAGUACCUCACUAUUUUGAGUAUUUCUACGCGAUGAAAUUAGGGGGCUCGCACAAAGUGGAAGAUAUGUUGAAUUACAGUUACUCGCUGUUCUUGUUCAGCUGCAGGGGUUUCUACUCUGUGCGUGAUCGCGGUCCUACCAUUAUACGGCGUCGUGGCUCUGUAACGACCAACUUCUUGUUGGACUUCGUACACGUAACUCUAACUAUGUUAUAAGUAUAACCACGUCCACGUAUAAUAUGCAACAUGACAAAAAUGCAUCACGACACCGAGCCCGACCGAAAGUAUGUCCUCUAUCACUAUCUCUGCUCGCUGCAAAUACAAUUUUUGGUUUUUGCCGUUGUCUCAAACACUCCCAAAAAUUUCGUAUUCCAGGCCAGCCUUCGAAAACGAGGCCGGCGGUGUGCCAAAGUUCGACGGUGAAAAUUUUGCAGUCCUGGGAUAUGUGGUCGUACCAGCAAGACAAGCUGCAGGGAGUUCUCCGUGCGAUGAACGUGUCGGAUGCCGAGUGUGCGACGAUUGGCGACGGUAUGACAGUGCACACGCCCCCCUCCGCUUCGUUUCCAAUUGUCAUGCAAAAUCUACUAAGUCACCAAAGUCACGCUGCUGCCUUGUAGCGCUGUUUGCAUGGCAAACUAUGGAAGCCCAAGCAGGAACAGUACUACAGUCGGCGCAGGAACUUGUCAUGCUCAGCCUCCACGUGUGCUGGUGUUUGUGUUGCUUUUCAUGCCAUACAAAUGAGGGCGAGGGGGAGAUGUGCACUCUCAUAGACGGCACGAUGCGGCGGACGUUCACGGGCAUGUUCGAUAUGGACAUGACGUCGUUCGACAUGGACGACCCGAUGGCCAUGACGGCGAUGCCCGAGAUGAAGCCGGUUUACACCUGCGGCCACCCCAACGCGACCACCAAGAUCGCCUGUCUGGAGGAGUGCAUCGGGGACUCCGGGUUCAAGCCGUCCGCCAGCUACCGCUGCGAGAUGCCCACCAACGCGGACGGGGGGUGUCCGACGAACUGGCGCGUGGAGCAGCCGCCGAUGGAGUUCGACGCCAUGGGGAUGCCCAUCUUCUCGCAACCGGUGUGCGUCCCGGACGACUACGGCCUGACGUUCUCGGGGGCCAACAGCCCCUACACCGGGUUCACCGACGGCGUCCACACCUCUGGCCUGUACUACCCCUGGGAUUUCACCUGGUUCACCGACGCCCAGCAGGGCAGCACCGACCGCUGCGCGGUGCUGGCGGCGAUCACCGGCCUGGAAACCACGGUGAAGCGGCUGAUGGACGAUGGGUCCGGCUUCUGCUUCGACGACAUGUGCUACUUCAACGCCACGGCCGCGGGCAUUGCGGACUACGGGGCCUGCAUGAACAAGGUUCCCUCGGACCAACAGAGCUCCUACAGCACCAUGUUUCAGCAGGACUGGAUGAACGGCAAUGGCGCCUGCGUGAUCAUGCGCAACGACGGCUGGGGGGACAUGAUGACGAGCAUGACGGACUUUUCGACCUCCCCGCGGAAGCCCGCGGACCUGAACGCCUUCAAGACCACCUGCGAGGGCUGGGGCGGCAGCUUCUACGAGGGCAAGCGGUUUGAGGAGCCGGCGGUGGACACGCAAGAGCUCUGCUCAGGGCACACGGAGUGCGAGAUCGACAUGGGUUACAAGGUGCCCGGCCUCACAGCCGAGGAGUGCGCCAAAAACAAGCGCUGCCUCGACAGCAGCGGCUGGCCGGCGUCGUGCCCCGGCUGCGAGAUGGACUGGAGCCAAUACGACGCGAAGGAUGGCGCCUGCGUAAAGAAGGUGAAGCAGAAGUCGGAUUGCUCGACCACGACCUUCUACCCAUCCAAGAGCACCGCGCUUACCGGAGCGGGGAUCUGCUACGACGCCACCAAGAUGCGUGGGGAUUGCGGGUCCGGCUGGGAGUAUCUGGAAUGCCGCGAGAGCAUUCCGGUCGCCAGCUGCAAGGCCGCCACCGUCGCGAGCGGCACGUGGGCGGAGCCCAUGACGCUGCUGAGUCAACAGCUGAAGUGCAUUCCGACGGUCUGGGGCAAGUGCAAAGACAAAGCGGACUGCGAGGUCGGUGGCAUGUGCACCAUCAACACGGCGGCGCUGAGCAACGACGCCAUGAUGGAUCCGAUGAUGAUGAUGGGCAUGGACCCGAUGGCCGGGAUGAUGGGCGUUCCGCAGGAGGUGUGGGGUCCCACCGAGGCGUCGAAGCUGACCAAGAAGUCGACGGGCAGUGGUGGAUCAGGUGACCAGAACCAGCAGCAGGGCAUGGAGGACGAUCCGUUCAUGAUGAUGGAGUGCAUUCCCCACAGCAAGUACAUGACGCCCUACUUCUUCGACAAUGUCUGCAAGACCGACAUGUCGGACGUGGACGUGCAGGACCCGAUGAACCCGUGCGGGAUCGACACUUCCUUCACGCGCGUCGAGACCGACAAGUGCUCGGGUAUGGUGUACGACCCCUUCGUGUUCUUCGACGGGAACGCCUGCUACCACUACCUGACGGCGCAGGCCGACUGCACCGGCGCGGGGAAGUCUUGGGUGGCCACCGGGGCGACGCAGGCCACGUGCGAGGGGAAGAAGAUCUGCAUGGGGGGCGACGGCUUCGACACCGGCGGCCGCGGGAAGAAGGAGUGCGAGAAGUGCAACGGCCUGUUCGACGUGGCCAACAAGUGGAUGGCGAACAAGUUCGAGACCAGCAAGCUGACCAACGUGACGGGGGAGUGGACCGCGCGCGCGGUGGAGCCGGUGAACAAGCUGAUCACGACGAUGGAGAAGGAGCCCUUCAUGCGGAAGCUGGGCGAGGUGAAGCGGCAACUGGAGGCGGAGGAGGAAACCCAGGCCAUGAUGUGCUACUUCGGCCGGACGGCGACGCAGCUCGCGACCAUCGCCUCCAUUUGCGAGCAGAACCGCGCGCCGGAGUACGUGCCGGCGUCCACCGACAGCAAAAAUGUGUACACCACCGCGGCGGAGAACAAGGUGGGCGGCGAAGCCGAGGCGCAGGUGGCGAUCUCGGCGAAGACCUUCAAUGCCACCACCGGCGGGAAGCGGAAGCAGGUCGGCAUGGAGACCACCACGAUCAAGGCCGAGGUGCCCGAGAUCUCCUCGGCGGCGGCUUCCUCCUCGCGCCGCUCCUUGGAGGAGCUCAAGGAGGAGCUGCGCCUGCUCAGCGCGGCCGGCGCCACCACCAACGACCCGGGGUGCUAUUCCGUGGUGAAGAACGCGAACAACAAACUCGUCGGCCAGCUGACGGGCGACUGCUUCGGGAUGAAGACGGCCGACGGCGGCACGUCGAUGGACGGUGCCGCGGAGCUGUGUUUGAACGAAAAAGAGGAAAUCAAGAAGUCCCCCUCGUACACCGUCCCGGCGUUCGCGCUGCGUAGCGGGUCGGCGGGCGCCUACACGUACUCAGCGACCGCCAAGACUGUGAAGAAGAACGGCCCGAAGCUGUGCGCCUCCGUCACGGAAGCGAACACCUACUUCUGUCCCGCGGCCACCGUCGCCAACGCCGCCACCCAGACGGCUGACCAGGGCACCGCCGCCUGUCCCGCCCUGAAAACGCAGCUCGACCAGGUUUCCCAGGCGGCCACGCUCGUGGGCGGCACCGCCAUCCCGGGCACGUCGGCCCCGGCCACCACCUCGACCGCCGCGAACACGACCUCGGCCGCGGCGCUCCCGGCGGGCAGCGUGGUCGCGUCGACUGCGGAGUUCGGCAUCAACCUGCCCAGUUCUGUGCAGGAGUCGCAGCUGAUGGGCCUGCUCGGCGACAGUAUGAAGACCGGGAUCGCGAUUGCGGCGGGCACCGCCGUGGAGGCGAGCCAGGUGACCAUUUCCGAGCUGAAAUUCAAGGUCCGGCGCAACCUGCUGGAGGCGGCGCCCAUGCCGCAGGCGCUGGCGCAUCCGGAAGACCGGGACGAGCGCCGCCGGCUGUCCACCUCCGCCCCGAAGACCCUCGCGGUGGAUUACAGCAUCUUUAUUCCCGCGACGACGGCCGGCGCCUCCGCGCUCGUCGCAAACCUGGCCGCCAAGAUGUCCACCGGUACGACGGCCUCCGCUUCGUUCGCCACCGCGCUCAUGUCGGGCUUCACCUCGGGACUGAACGCGGCCGGGCUCAGCUCGCAGUUCACCGUCACGAGUGUGGCCGUCACGGGCACCGCGACCACCACCCAAACCGUGGCUUCCAGUUCCGCCUACACCACCAUGCUACCGUCGUUAGCGCUGGCCUUCACCUCGCUGUUGGCCACUUUCAUCUUCCUGUGAGGAGAAUUUUAGCACUUCGUAUCUAUUUUUACUUGUGAGUCAACAAGUUGUGAUAGCAGGAGAGUAGUACUAUGUUUGUGUCACCGCUAUAAAUCUUACAGCAACAUUGUUCGAAUCCGUGUAUGAUUAUAUGUACUUACUUUCGACUUCAUUCUGGAGAAACUACUAGGUGCCGAUAUUUCAAAGCGAGCUGUUGCGAUUUACUUCAUGCGGUCCACGACAAGAAUUCAGCACUCUCGUCUUUGGAGCUUUUAUCGCGCGAUGCCGCUGCGGAGCCCGUGCGUUCAUUCUCUGUGUGCGUGUGCGACAAUAUAGUGGCCAAAGGUCAAAAGAACUUUUUCAAGAUUACACAGAUGGAACCUAUUUGGCACACCCUUCCCACAUCUAGCGAGUUUUAAUUUCUCCAUACUAUCUGUAUGUUUCAAAAAACAAAAAGGAAUACAUAGCGGUACACGUUUCGGCUCCUCGCCUGAGAUGUAAAUAUGGCAUAUUUUUUUCUGCACCUAGUAUCAGCUCUUCGUCUUCGUUGUUAUUCUGUCUUGCGUUCUUUCUUCAGAAUGCUUCUUUGGAGAAUAACAAGGCUCCAAUAAUUCAUCGUGUCACCCAAUCCCAAUUGAAGUAGGAGAAUUGUUUCAAAAUCUCAUUCUCAUGUGCACGAUUGCAUAAACUAUCAAAGCAGAGCUAGGUACUUAGACUAAUGGCUCCCUACUAUGAAUUUUUGAAGAUGUAAAGCGAAGGACAAGGAUAAAGCCGUGAAGCUAAGUGGGUUGCACUUGUUGGCAACUUCGGCGCAUAAUUUCCAAACAAACACACAAGUGGUUCAAACUAUUCGAACAGAAGAAUGUCACCGAUUAAUUGCCCAGAUGAGAGAUUCUUGUGCAACAUGAUCGAACCACAUUCGACCUUGCUGUUAGCUGCAAGAUGGGCGGGCUAUUGUGAGCUCGCUCUUCAAU